AAAAACCCGUGCCUCGUCUUCGAUAAAUGUCUAGAGCGGCACCUAUGGACAAUCACGAAGGGCGCGCGGAUGACGUCUAUGAAAUGCAGAUAGGUGCCGCAGGGCCCCCUCAUCACCACCUCGCUUCUAAUGAAACCUUGUCUCUUCCUCCUGUCGACGGUGGGCGCUCGGCCUGGCUGGUUCUCGUCACCGCUUUUCUUACCGAGAUGUUUCUAUGGGGGUUUCCAUUUUCUUUUGGAGUCCUCCAGUCGUACUACAAGACGCAUCUGCCCAUCUCCAAGAGCCCGGGCAGCAUAUCGGCCAUUGGGACUACAUGCACCGGCAUCAUGUACCUUGCCGCACCCGUCAUGACGGCUCUCAUGCAGCAAGGCCCGUUCUUUCGCAGGUACUGCACCUUCUUCGGGCUUGCUCUCGUCGUGCUCGCCGUGGGAUUGUCCUCACUUGCGGAGGAGGUAUGGCACUUGGUGCUCACCCAAGGCGUCACGUACGCGGUCGGAUGUGGGCUGCUGUACUAUCCGAUGCUCAUCUACGUCGAUGAAUGGUUCAUCCGCAGGAAGAGCUUGGCUUACGGCUUGAUGUGGGCGGGGACCUUCACCGGUGGCUUUCUGACGCCGAUCGUGCUCGACUGGGGCCUCAACAAGUACGGCGCGGAGAAGUUCCUGCUCGUGUGGGCCAUGGCCUUGCUAACCGUCAUCGGGCCGCUUUUGAUUUUCGCGAAGGGCCGUGUGCCGUGGCAAGGCACCUCUCGUAACUGGCUGAGAAACUGCAUGGCCGGCCAUGGUUUCUUGAGAAUGCCGCUGUUCUGGAUCAUGCAGGCCGUGAUCUUGAUCCAGAGCCUUGGCUGCUUCAUUCCCACCCUGUACCUGCCAGAAUAUGCCAGCACGGUUGGUUUCAAUGCGUUUCAAAGCUCCAUUAUGAUCUCCAUCUUCAACGCUAUCGGGGCUCCAGGCGUCUUGUUAUCAUCCCUGCUUUGUGACCAUCUGGGUACUUCCAGGGUUGUCGUCCUAUGCGUAGCCGGCAUGGCCAGUGCCGUCUUUCUCUUCUGGGGAUUCUCCUCCGCCACAAUGCUCGCUCCCCUGCUCUGGAUCUUUGCUGCUCUAUAUGGCUUCUUUUAUGGGGCAUUCACGGCUGUGUUCAGCGGAACUGUGCAAGAAAUUCGUAGAGAAGCACCGGAAGGCAGUGCGGACACUGGUAGCCUAUUUGGCGCGUUGAUGGUAGCACGUGGAGUUGGCAAUGUAGCGUCUGGGCCGAUAAGUGAAGCUUUACUGCGUAAUCAAGCGAGGGUCUUCGGAGUUCUUGCCUAUAGAUCGUACUAUAGUCCACUCGUGAUUUACACAGGCAUCAUGGUGACCUUGUCGUGCACGCCUUUGGUGAUGAGGCAAGGAAGAUUCGUUCAGCACAGGUAGGGUCAAGUUCGAUAG
Messenger RNA from Verruconis gallopava, 1421 nucleotides. RefSeq lists its product as uncharacterized. The record is from RefSeq and is a predicted model, not a curated record. Gene Ontology annotation, biological process: transmembrane transport. Gene Ontology annotation, cellular component: fungal-type vacuole membrane. Gene Ontology annotation, molecular function: transmembrane transporter activity. Lineage: Eukaryota; Fungi; Ascomycota; Dothideomycetes; Venturiales; Sympoventuriaceae. The coding region runs from base 27 to 1406 and encodes 459 amino acids. The transcript has 3 exons.